Molecule: messenger RNA, 1434 nt
Organism: Cercopithifilaria johnstoni
Lineage: Eukaryota; Metazoa; Nematoda; Chromadorea; Rhabditida; Onchocercidae
Source: the annotation of a GenBank genome assembly
AUGUCUGAAAUGUCAUCUGGCACCAAUAUUUUUGCACGACCAUGGGUGCGAGUUGUAGCUUUAUCUAUUGUUGUAUCAAUAUGCAUACAGACGUUAUCGAUUCUUGUGCAACGAGUUGUGGCUUCACAAUAUUUAAUUUGUAAUCUACAAUUCAUAUCCGAGUUUAUUAAACAAACCGAUUACUGUUCAACCCAUUUUACUCGUAAACGUUACGUCGGCACAACCGAAUUGGGUUAUUUUGUUGACCCGUUAUCUGUGGAGCCGUGGUACUUCAGAGAUGGUUUUAAAGAGAUCGAGAGAGCAGUGGCUCCUACGACUCAAUCAAGCGUUGUUCAAUGGGGUUGGGAGACCGAAAAGGAAGCAUUUGCAGCUUUAAAAGCUGCAGUUCAGUCGAGGACACAAGGAAAUAUGGAGAAGGCGGAACUCAUUAUUCAGCAUGCGCUUGCAUUGGCUCCUCAUCAUCCAGAUAUCUUAACCGAAUACGGUCUAGUUGUUGAAAUGGGACGGAAAAAUCUGGUACAAGCGGAAGAGUUAUAUUCACGGGCGCUGAGCUAUAAUCCGCAUCAUCCUGAAGCGUUAGUAAGACGAGCAAGAACUUUACCUAUAGUGGAAGAAAUUGACAAAGAAAUGUUGAAGAAACUUCACGAGAAGCGUUCAUAUUUUUUACGAAUACCAAAGACUAACACUGCUUUGCGAAGGGCAAUGAGAGAAUCUUAUUUUUUGCAUAUUUAUCAUACUGUAGCAAUUGAAGGCAACACCAUGUCUCUUGGUCAGACAAGGUCCAUAAUAGAAACAAGGAUGGCAGUGGCUGGAAAAAGUAUUAUGGAACAUAACGAGAUUUUGGGAAUGGACGCUGCACUGAGAUUCAUAAACCAAAGCGUUGCAUAUGUGUCGUAUUUUACUCUUCAGGACAUCCUGGACAUUCAUAGCCGUGUUCUUGGUUUUGUCGAUCCGGAUGCAGCAGGUGUAUUUCGCAAAACUCAGGUAUUUGUGGGAAGUUUCACUCCCAUUUCGGCAAACAUGAUACCUGAAGAAAUGGAAGGAAUGGUAAAAUGGUUGAAUGAAGAUGAUAGCUUGUUAUUGGAUCCCAUAGAACGUGCAGCUAUUGCUCAUUACAAGCUGGUUUCGAUACAUCCAUUCAUUGAUGGUAACGGACGUACCGCACGAUUGUUGAUGAACUUGAUUUUGAUGCAGAGCGGUUUCCCUCCUGUGAUAAUACCAGUGGAGGCCCGUUCUGAUUAUUAUGACACUCUCAAUGCCGCAAAUCGUGGAAAUCUCCGUCCAUUUAUUCGCUUUAUUGCCCAUCAAACAGAUAUCACUUUAAAAUUGUAUAUCAACUCUGUAACUACGUGUGAUUAUCAAGAAGAAUCUGGUGAAUGUACUGUACCAGUGGCUCCUAAAAUCUCAACACAACAGGAUCAUGGCGAUCCGUAA